This is a messenger RNA of Debaryomyces hansenii CBS767, 882 nucleotides long. RefSeq lists its product as uncharacterized. The transcript has a single exon. The record is from RefSeq and is a predicted model, not a curated record. Gene Ontology annotation, molecular function: syntaxin binding; soluble NSF attachment protein activity. Lineage: Eukaryota; Fungi; Ascomycota; Pichiomycetes; Serinales; Debaryomycetaceae. Gene Ontology annotation, cellular component: SNARE complex; vacuolar membrane. The coding region runs from base 1 to 882 and encodes 293 amino acids. Gene Ontology annotation, biological process: SNARE complex disassembly; intracellular protein transport.
AUGUCAGAUCCACGUUCAUUGAUAGUAGAAGCAGAAAAGUUAGCUAAGCCAAAAACAGGAUUUAUGCUGUUUUUGUCUGGGUCAUCAAAUUCAUUCAGAUUAGAGGAGGCAACUGAUCUCUAUAUUCAAGCGGCAAAUCAAUAUAGAUUAAAUAAGGACUUCAACCAAGCAGGAAAUCAAUUCGUUAAGGCGGCCGAUAUCCAAAAAGGAUUGUCUAAUCACAAUGAUGUCGCUAAUCAUUUAAUUGAAGCUUAUAAAUGUUAUAAAGGGGUUUCUCCCACCGAUGCUAUUGAUGCAUUGUCAAAGGCUAUCCACAUCUUUUUGACCCAAAAUGGGCAGUUUAGGAGAGCAGCCAAUUUCACUAUGGACUUGGCAGAAUUAUACGAAUCAAACAGUGAUACGGAUAAUGCCAUUAAAAGCUAUGAGCAAGCAGGUGACUAUUUUACCACAGACCAUGCGGAGGCCUUAUCGAACAAGGCGUACUUGAAAUGUGCUGACUUGAGUGCUUUGUCAGGUAAGUAUGAAAAGGCGAUUGAACUUUACGAUAUAAUUAUUAAGAACCUGUUAGGCAAUAAUCUUACCAAGUGGAACUUGAAGGAUUAUUUCUUGAAAAGCUUGUUGUGUGUGUUAUGUUUGGAUGACGUUAUUGAAGCCCAGAAGAAGUCCGCUAACUACCUUUCUGAAGAACCAUCUUGGGAAGCUACUAGAGAAUAUAAACUUGUUCAGGAUAUCUUUGAGUCAAUUGAACAAGGUGACGUGCAAGCCUUCUCGGAUAAGGUGUUUGAAUUCGACCAAUUUAGUAAAUUAGACAAAUUGAAGACUCAACUAUUAUUGAAAGUAAAAAAUUCUGUUGUGGAAAAGGAAGAUGAUGAUUUGUUGUGA